Messenger RNA from Mucor mucedo, 1692 nucleotides. RefSeq lists its product as uncharacterized. The transcript is spliced from 5 exons. Gene Ontology annotation, cellular component: mitochondrion. Bases 1 to 1692 code for a protein of 563 amino acids. Gene Ontology annotation, biological process: protein phosphorylation. NCBI's taxonomy places the organism in Eukaryota, Fungi, Mucoromycota, Mucoromycetes, Mucorales, Mucoraceae. The record is from RefSeq and is a predicted model, not a curated record. Gene Ontology annotation, molecular function: ATP binding; protein kinase activity.
AUGUCACAAGAGUUAAUGGCAUGUCGAAAUAUGGCUAAUUACUUUGGCAUGUUUAAAGAACAAGUCGCUUUCUUGGUAGAAUAUAUAAACGAUCCACCUUCCGAACCCGCACUAUUCAUUCUUAAGCCUUAUUUCCCCAAUGGCACCGUAGCACAUUAUAUGAAAACCCUGAGGAAAACAGACAAAUACCUUGCCCCAUUACAUCUUCUGCAGAUGGCCAUUGGUUUAUUCUCAAUAUUAUCGGAUGCACAUACACAAGAAGUUGGAUUGGUAGAUAUCACAGUACAUAGUUUAUACGUUAGUUUGGAUCGAGGAAUUUAUUUCGAUGGAUUUCAAUCAUGCAUACGAUUGAACAACAAGAGCACUCAUCAUCCCCGCUCAUGGAUGGAUUUAAAAUCACUCAAAUGUCCAGAGUCACAAUCCUUGACAUAUGAUAGAUAUACCAAAAGUACAGAUGUAUUUCUUGCAGCAUCCGUCUUAUUAGAACUUGUUCGAAAAUAUGAUUGUAAAUGCAAACGACUUUAUGAACGAGAUCGAUCCACGAAAACUAUCAAGGUCAUUACGAAAUAUGUAGAUGAAAGGCAUAAGGGAUUGAUCCCCAUGAUUGAAAAGUGUUUGAGUGUUCAACCUCAAGAUCGACCCAAGGCAGAAGAGUGUGUUACCGAUUUAAACCAUGACAACACCGAAUCGUCGAGUUCCAACAAUACCGAAUCGUUGAGUCCUGACAACACCGCUUCUGCUCCAUCGACCAAUGACAGCAGUCAAAAGAUGAAUUUCUGGGAAAUCCCCGAGAGGGAAGAACCCGAGACGCACAAUAAAGGUGUCAAGGCUCGUGUAUCACGUACGGUAGCGGAUACGCGUGAUUUCAAGGAAUUACUUGAUACUUUAUUUGACCGUAAACCUGCACAAACACCUCCCAUGCGUAAAAAGCCACAAGGUCAUGACACGGAUUCUGUGAUUGAACAAAAAUUAUUGGAUUUGGUCAUUCGUAACCGUCAAUUGUAUAAAGAGAAGGCACCUUUACCUCGUAGUAUGAUGGCUCCCAUCUAUGGUAAAACCGCUGAUAAACAACGAAAACAAAAGAGAGAGGAAGAAAGUGACGAUGAGGAUGAAGACGUGUUGGACUUUUUGAACCCUGAUACAAAAAAGACAACGAAUUGGGAUUUAAAGAACAUUGCACAGAAUAAACGUAUUGCGACCAAGGAACAAGAAUUAAAAGCAAUUCAUUCGAUUGUGGAUACAGAGACUUCAUUGGAUUUACUUGUGAAUGUGAUGAAACAAAUUAAUCAGGAAACGUAUCCUAGGUAUUAUCAUCGUGUGUUGACAAAGGCCAUUGAACAUGCUUCUAGAAAGGAUCCUUAUUUGGCCUUGACCAUUUUUGAAAUUGCUAAGGGUAAAAGUAUGGAGAGUUAUAUUUUGGGUUGCAAUACCAAGGUCUAUGAUGCCAUGCUAUUAUUACGUUGGGAAACUUGGAGAGAUGUACACGGUAUGUUGAAUUUGAUUGAGGAAAUGACCGUGAAUGGUAUAGAGUACAGCAAUGAUUCAAGACGUAUCGUACGUUCCGUUGUGCAAGAAAUAGAGGCUAAUGAGGAGAGUCAGGAAGUCACAAAAGAUAUUUAUUGGGAUGCUGAUGAAAAGAGAGCUUGUAACGUCAUGAAGGAAAUGGUCGGUAAAUGGAUUCUUAACAAGUAA